AUGUUUCGCUUCUUCAGAAGAUUGAAGGACAAUACUACUCACAGGAAGAGGAAGGGCAACUGCAAGCAGCAGACCCCAGCCGACACCCCCACCUCCUCUCGCCACCAACAGGACCAGGAGCAGCACCCCGCGAGCCUGGGCAGCAACAACGACAUCAUCAUCAAGUCGAAUGACCCCAACGCGCCCUUCGCCCUCGCCAGCACCGUGUCGGCCUACGUCUCCCCCUCCACCCCCCGCACCCCCGCGCCCUUCCACAACAAGUCCGACAUCGCCCACAAGAUUAAGAGGCGUAUCAAGAGCGUGUCUGCCUCGUUCCAGACCGUCGACUGCAUCGCACCAGAUCUCUCUACUUCUCCAUCUUCUACUUCUUCUUCAGCUGCUUCUUCUUCUUCUACUUCACUUUAUUCCUCUUCCGCAGCCAUCGCCAGCCGGGUCCAUGCCAUCUGCCUCUCGCUGCCGUCCAACACCCCGGCCGUCCUCGAGCUCUGUGACGACUUCGCACCUCGCCGAGAGACUACGUCGUCGACCUCGUCGAACCACGUCGCCUUCGAGACCGACGUGUCGGGCUUCAACGCUCUGCCGCUCGAGCUGGUGUCGCACAUCUUCAGCUUCCUGCCAGCUUCCACCCACGACAUCUGCAACGCGAGCGCCGUGUGCUGGAGCUGGCGCGAGCUCAUCCGCAGCGACUCGAGCCUGGCCGCCCGGCGGCGCCAGCACUGGCGGCACGUCAACUGGCGCGCCGGCCGGUUCUACCUACGCAACACGCUCCCGCUCAAGACCCACCCGAUCUGGCAGCUCCUCCCUCGACCCAACGCCAAGGACACGGUGUUCCACUACUCGGGCAUGGACGGGACGGUGCAGGCGCUGGACCUCAGGAGCGGCGAGCUCACCGCCUCGCUGACCCUUCCCUCGCAGAACUUCCCGGUGUUGGCAGUGAACGAAUCGUGUACGCGCCUGGUCAUCUCGACCAAGAAGAGCAAUGACACCUACGCGGUCGAGGAGUACGACUUCCACUCGGGCAAGCUGGUGCGGAGCAUCGACUGCCACAGCGGGUGGAUCACCUGCCUCCAGUUCCUCAACGACAACCACGUCGUGACCGGCUCGCAAGACCACUCGCUCAAGCUGUGGAAUCUCGACUCCGGCGAGUGCGUGAAGCAGUUCGCCGGCCACACGGCGGCGGUGACCUGCCUCCAGGUCUUGAAGCGUAAAACCACCGCCAACGCGCCUUUCCGCUUAGUGAGCGGAUCCCAGGACGGCUCCAUCAAGAUCUGGGAUGUGGACAGCGGUGAAGCGUUGCACACUCUGCCGUGCCGAUUCCCGAUCUUUGCGCUCCACGCCGAGAACAACCUGGUGGCGGCCGCGGGCUGCAAGAAGGAGAACCGCACCAGUGAGAAGGGCUGCCUCAAGCUCUGGAACUGGGAGCGCGAAGUCGUGCUCCGCGAUAUCGGCUCACAACCGCAAGCUGGCAAGGCCAUGGCACCGAUCAGCGGAGUGUUCCUGAGCGGCAUGCAGAUGCUGACGGUCGAGAGUGGUUGGAUGAGCUUCCGCUGUCGCAAGUUCAGGAAGACCGGCGCCAUUCGUCUCUGGGACAUCAAGACCGGAGCGCUCAUCGCCAAGAUCGCUGACUUCCGCAUGCGUGAGCACACGAACAAGUCGCAGUGCGUGGUCUCUCUCCUGGUGGACGACGAGAAGAAUGUCAUCGUCGGCAUCGAGGAGAUGGAGCACAUCAAGCCCUCGGCGCUCUCUCACAUCUUCAAGAUCAAGAGCAUGGUCAAGGUGUGGAGCCUCAAGGAGGGCAAAUAG
This is a messenger RNA of Acanthamoeba castellanii str. Neff, 1803 nucleotides long. RefSeq names its product Fbox domain containing protein. Gene Ontology annotation, molecular function: protein binding. The transcript is spliced from 7 exons. The record is from RefSeq and is a predicted model, not a curated record. Bases 1 to 1803 code for a protein of 600 amino acids. NCBI's taxonomy places the organism in Eukaryota, Discosea, Longamoebia, Acanthamoebidae.